Molecule: messenger RNA, 2536 nt
Organism: Oreochromis aureus
Lineage: Eukaryota; Metazoa; Chordata; Actinopteri; Cichliformes; Cichlidae
Product: solute carrier family 43 member 3-like
Exons: 14
Coding region: 872-2341 (489 amino acids)
Biological process (GO): transmembrane transport
Molecular function (GO): transmembrane transporter activity
Source: RefSeq, a predicted model, not a curated record
ACUCCUGACACAUACGGGAUCACUACAGGUUUUUGCCUGGGCAGCGGUUGUCCUUCUCUCCUGGAUCGGCUGGAGCUUUCUUUGGGUGUCUUUCCAGCUUUGACAAAAGUCCAGCUGGGAUAAUGUUAUAUUUUAUGAAGAAGCAAUGUCAUUGCCCCCACCCCCACACUCCAAAUACACACUCAAGCCGUGAAACACCACUAACAGUUCGCUGACAAAUAAUGAGUCACCAUGUUAGUUACUUAUUGACAGCUUCAGAAGUAAGUACAAACAGGACCAACACUUGACUCAAAGAUAGAGGAAUGCGAGGAACAAAAAGUGCACUAGUUUAUUUGUAGUUUCAGCAUUUCUUGGCAGAAGAGAACAUUCAUGCUGAUGGACAUCAUCCAAACUUCUAUCAUCCAAACUUCUAUCAUCCGGACUUCUGGGUUAACAGAAAAUGCAAAUCAAAGCUACUAUCAAAAUAAUCAUGCGCCAAGUUAGCAACUGUUUAAUGAAUAAAAUCCACACCUCUUCUGAUACCAUCUAGAUGCCACAAAAGAUGUUUGGAGGAAGAGGUGUAUUACACAUCCUCAUUACCAGAACUGCUGUCUGAACUCCUGUCAUACCAUCAUCUUCAUCAGAGGUUCGGCACGAGUCCCUGGAGUUUGGAAGAUACUGAGCUUUAGCUCAGUGAGCUGUCCCGGAUAAACACCCGCCCCCAAUCACAGAGGAGGGAUUCUGUGAUUGACAUGUGAGCAGGUGGCGAAUAAGCCAACAUCCUGAGGAGCCUGAACCUCUCCAUCCUAUUGCUACCCUCUCAGUAAAGGAACAAAGAUCUGUCUGGAAGUUCUCUUUGACCUUUGUGUGAGCUGGAAAGACGAAGUGAAAAAUGCAGGGAACUGUAGCUGGUUACAGCCUGCGCUACUGGCUGACCCUGAUCACAGGGUUGCUGGAGUGUCUGUUAUUUGCCGGCCUGGUGUUUGGCCAUGCCUCCUUGGUGUUUGUGCUGAAGAAAGAGGAAUACUUUGGUUGGCUGUGUGUCGACACUAACAGCACCAUGGAUAGUAAAGACUGUAGUGGUCAGGAUGAGCAGUUCUCACUGGUUUUUACUGUGGCCUCCUUCCUCAACAACUUCCUCACUCUAUUAAAUGGCUACAUAUUUGAUCACUGUGGCACACGGAUGACCAGACUGCUGGCAAUAGCCCUUUUUAGUGGUGGUACCUUGCUGGUGGCCCUCUCUAGCCCAGAAUUUUCACAUCUGCUUUACCCCGCCCUGUCUCUUCUUGCUGUGGGUGGAGUCCUGCUGCUCAUAACUAACAUGCAGGUGGGCAACCUGUUUCCUGCUCAUCGCUCCACCAUCAUCACUUUCUACAACGGUGCCUUUGACUCCUCCUCUGCUGUGCUUCUCAUCGUUAAGAUUCUCUACGAACAGGGAAUCUCUCUCCACACCUCUUUCAUUUUCCUGACAGUCUGCAGCAGCAUUCACGUGGCGAGAACUUUCCUGUUGAUGCCGAAAACCCACAUCCCCUACACUCUGCCUGAAAACUACACCUACGGGACAAACUGUGGAAAAGGAAACACUGACACUGUGGAGGAGACUGAGAUAAAGGAAUGUCCGCCGACACAGGAGUCCCCUGAGACGGAGAACACGUCGCUGGCACCCGAGGGUAGGACAGAGGCUCAAAACACAGAAAAAGUGCAGUCGUUCGGCAGCUGUGUCAAGUCCAGGUUCUUCAUAUUUCACCUGGUGUGGUUGUCCAUCAUGCAGCUGAGACACUACUUCUUCAUUGGCACGCUCAACUCCAUGCUGAACCGGCUGGCUGAUGGUGACUCCAACCUGGUGAGCCAGUACACCAAUGCUUUCGCAAUAACUCAGCUGUGUGGCAUCCUGUGUGCCCCCUGGAAUGGACUCAUCAUGGACAGACACAAGAAGAAGCCUCUGGCUCCGGGAGAGGCGGACCUGCGCUCCUCCUACCUGUCCCUGCUCCUGACUGCCCUGCAGUGCCUCCUCUUCUCUGUGUGCACCUCCAUUGCUUUUCUCCCGCUUCAGUACUUCACCUUUGUCCUGCAGGUCCUCAAUCGCUCCUUCCUUUAUGGGGGGAAUGCAGCCUUCCUUAGCAUCGCCUUUCCAGCCUGUCACUUUGGGAAGCUGUAUGGCCUGGUGAUGGCUGUGUCCGCUGGAGUCUCUGUGCUGCAGUACCCCCUCGUCUCCGUGGUCAGAGAAUACCCCUUUUAUGUGGACAUCGGUCUUAUUUUUCUCACUCUGCUGGCGUUCAUCCAUCCUACAAACGUCUUCAUCCACUGCAGAAAACAAGCCCGCCUCAGGAAGGAGCAUCCUGAGACUCGAGCCAGACUGUAGAGAGACGCUGAGACGAGUGUUUCAGCCUGUAGAAGGUUCGCGCUUCAGGUUCUCUUUGUUCCUGUUCACUGAUUUAAACUAGAAGCACAAGCAUUGAUUUUAAUGUUUUGUUGAUCUUUAUUAAUUCACUUUUGUGAACUGUUUUUUGUAAUAAUUCAAUAAAAUUGUGUUAAACACUUUAUGGUUCAGGAGAAA